This is a messenger RNA of Hydatigera taeniaeformis, 606 nucleotides long. NCBI's taxonomy places the organism in Eukaryota, Metazoa, Platyhelminthes, Cestoda, Cyclophyllidea, Taeniidae. The record is from the annotation of a GenBank genome assembly.
AUGCAUCGACAAAUUUAGUCAGAUACACAAAAACCCUUUUAUCUUGCUUCGGGUCUGCAAGAUAAAGGCACUAGGGGUGCGGACAAACGUCGUCGCCGUUUUCGGCGCAGGCGACGAAGGAGUCGAAAGGGCACCUUACCAUAUGACGCUUCAUUUAGUCAUGAACGAUAUCUUCAACAGUUGAAACGAAUAGUUGAACGUCAGAAGAAUCUUCAGACAAAGCUGGCCAUGCUGUCACACAAACAACAGAACAUUCUUGAACGCGUGAUAGGGUCAAAAGACAUGAAACUACUCUCAAGAAGCCGACGUAGCGUCGAUCAGAGUCUGAAGACUCUCCAGGAAGUGGAUGAGGAGGAUCGAGUCAGUGCAGCUGAGGCUGAUCAACCAAAACGGCGCGUUCGACGGGCUGCGACGGCGUACAAGUCAAGGACUUGGCCCUACGGCGUCAUCCCAUAUGUAAUACAGGCGAACUUUACUAUCAUCGGUGGCGUGCAAAUACGUUUCUCUAGCAUGGAUGAAAUGGAUCUAGGAUGUUCAUCUUCAAGAGCUUUAUUGGAUGUGGAGAUGUUCAGACAGAUGACUGCUGUCGACAAUCUCUUCUUUUAA